Durusdinium trenchii is the source of this 462-nucleotide messenger RNA. NCBI's taxonomy places the organism in Eukaryota, Dinophyceae, Suessiales, Symbiodiniaceae. The record is from the annotation of a GenBank genome assembly.
AUGGUGAAGCGUGGAGGUCGAGGGCCCUGCAACGCCCUCCUGGGACUUCUUUUGGCGAGUUCAUGCCACUUCCUGGCACUUCUGGAGCAGGGAAGGGCCAUGACUGGAGCCUACUCUGGUAGGAUGUAUUUCCACAAGCCAGUUGGCUACUCCCCUGCAACCUCGGCAGUCAAAUCACCUGUGCAACUGCCCAGUGAUGAAGCCUUAGCAGAAUCCUUGCGCAAGCGUCAAGAGGAGUUGCAGAAGCCUCGAAGAUACGUGGUGCGGACUCAGCGGGGCUUCUUGAACGUCCACGCUGAUCCAGAUGACCCGUACCGCAGUGACAAUGUCGUUGGCCGUCUUUGGGAGGGUGAGAUUGUCACUGGCCUUGAAGACCGUGGCGACUGGCUCCGGCACGAUCAUGGAGGUUGGUCUAUUCGUUUCCACGGAGGAUUUGAAUGGUUACGGCCCUUGGACGAGUGA